Brassica oleracea var. oleracea is the source of this 1119-nucleotide messenger RNA. Its product is annotated as RING-H2 finger protein ATL5. The transcript has a single exon. Bases 153 to 848 code for a protein of 231 amino acids. Gene Ontology annotation, biological process: protein ubiquitination. NCBI's taxonomy places the organism in Eukaryota, Viridiplantae, Streptophyta, Magnoliopsida, Brassicales, Brassicaceae. The record is from RefSeq and is a predicted model, not a curated record.
GUUUGGUUUUUAUUUUUUUGUUCCCGUAGCCUAUAUAAAUAAGGGGAUCUAAAACCCAUACAACACAUAAUAAGCAGCUAUACUCUCUCUGCCUAAACACUUUCCUUUUAUAUUCGUAGUCUUUCUCCUCUCUCUUUCUAGAAAUAGAAACCAUGGGAAUCGCAGAAGAAAGCAGCAAGCCAAUGUGGGGGAGCAUCAGCCAUGCGUCUCCAGGCCACGCUCUUAGUGGCAAAAUCAUGAUAUCCUCAGUGAUCAUCCUCUCCGUCGCCCUUAUUAUGAUCAUCUGCUUCCACAGCUACGCCAGAUGGCUAUUCCGCCGUCAGAACCGUCGCAUUCGCCGCCGGAUUCGUGCUCACCUCCGUGCUCUCUCCGCCUCAACCAUCUCCUCCUCCUCACUCUCCCCUCUCGAUCCAGCGAUCCUCGAGAAGAUUCCGAUCUUCGUUUACUCCUCGGAGACUCAUCAUCAAUCGCCACUGGAGGAGUGUUCCGUUUGCUUGUCUGAGUUCGAGGAAGAAGACCACGGCCGUUGCCUCCCGAAAUGUGGCCACGCUUUUCACGUCGAUUGCAUCGAUACUUGGUUCCGUUCCAGUUCCACUUGCCCGCUUUGCAGAGCUCCGGUUCAACCCGAGAAUAUGUCCACCGAACAAAUCACUCCGGUUAAACCGGUCGAGGACAUAGAAACUGGAUGUUCUUCUUCCUCCUCUUCGUCGUCUUCGCCGUUGAGGUUUCCUAUGGAGGCGUGUGAGAGACAGCCUAUCGAUUUAGAUGGUCUCACGGUGGAGAUUCCCACAGAGUUUGAAGGCUCUAUUAACCCGGUUUUAUCAUUGAAAAGGCUAUGGAGCAUCUAAACCGGAUGUGGCUUGUGGGCCAAGAGAGGAAACUUCAAAUGGUUGUAUUUUUUGCCAAACCCGCAUGAAAUUUCAACACGUGGCACUAAUACGGGCCCACGCGGCCGUCACUCCUGGACCCCGAGAGCGCGACUUCGUCACCUCGGUGCUGGUGGCCUGCGAAGAGCUUUUUACUUACAUUAACUAGCUUAAGACCCCCUUAACUGCCGCAAGAUGAAUUAUAUAUAUUUAUAAAUAUUUUUUAAGUAUAAUUUAUUUGUAUCCAUUUAUG